AUGCCGGGCACAGCAAGGCAUGACCGAGAGAUGGCAAUCCAGGCCAAAAGAAACCUGUCCAAAACCACCGACCCUGUAGAAAGACUUCGCCUGCGGUGUUUAGCAAGGGGAUCUGCAGGCAUCAAAGGACUUGGCAGAAUAUUUCAAAUUAUGGAUGACGACAACAGCAGGACCCUUGAUUUCAAAGAGUUUGUGAAAGGACUAAACGAUUACGCUUUGAUGAUAGACAAGGAAGAAGCACAAGAGAUUUUCCAGUUAUUUGAUAAAGAUGGCAAUGGAACAAUUGAUUUUGAUGAAUUUCUUGUUACACUGAGACCUCCCAUGUCAAAUGCAAGAAAAGAGAUCAUCAUGCAGGCAUUUAGGAAGUUAGAUAAGACUGGAGAUGGUGUUAUAACAAUUGAAGACUUACGUGGGGUAUAUAAUGCAAAACAUCAUCCUAAAUACCAAAACGGAGACUGGACAGAAGAUCAAGUUUUUAGGGCCUUUUUGGAUAAUUUCGAUUCACCUUAUGACAAGGAUGGGAAGGUCACAACAGAAGAAUUCAUGAACUACUAUGCAGGAGUCAGCGCUUCAAUAGACACAGAUGUCUAUUUUAUCGUCAUGAUGAAGAACGCUUGGAAACUCUGAUAAUCUGAUUAAAGGAACAAGACUUUACUUCC
Apaloderma vittatum (bar-tailed trogon) is the source of this 659-nucleotide messenger RNA. It is a transcript of the gene CAPSL, whose product is annotated as calcyphosine-like. The record is from RefSeq and is a predicted model, not a curated record. Gene Ontology annotation, molecular function: calcium ion binding. The transcript has 4 exons. Bases 1 to 627 code for a protein of 208 amino acids. NCBI's taxonomy places the organism in Eukaryota, Metazoa, Chordata, Aves, Trogoniformes, Trogonidae.